AUGAUAUCAGAAUAACUCAAAUCAGGACCAUCCACUAAGCAACUCAAUAGUGAAGAUACUCUCAGAGUUGGAGAGUGCACAGUUCAUAAAAGACAACUAGAAGCCUUCUGCACUUCUUGUCAUGUUCUUAUUUGUCCGACUUGUUUGAUGUUUGGAGAUCACAAAGGACAUCUGGUUGAUUAGAUGGACAAAGCUACCAAAGUUAUUCGAUCAUCUAUGGAUCAGGCUGCGAAAGAUGGAAUCUUGAGAUUAGAAAAAACAGAAACUGUUCUUGUAGACAUUAGACAUACAAAACUAACAUUCGAGGAAUCAAAACAAAAAGUGUUAAAGGAAGUUGAAUAAACUUUUGCCCUCAUUUUCAAAUUGAUUAAGUAAAGAAAGGAUGAAGUUAUCAAUUUGAUUAAUCAACAUUAUGAAAUCUAAGUUAAUAACAUUGAUACCUAAGAAUAAAUUUGGAUGGACAAAUAAUCAAGAGCAUAUGAUGUUAUCAAAUUAGCUAAAUCUACUAAUGAUUAUCAAUUAUUGGAAAAGGCAACCUAUAUUUUAGAAAGUUUGGAAAUUCUAAGACAAACGCCAACAUAUAAAAAUGUUUACAUUGUCAAUUCUAUUGAUACAACAUUUAAUUUAAAUAACAUCUCAUUAAAUUUAUCAGAAUUUUAGAAAGGACUGCAAAAUUGGAUCAAAUUAGGUGAUUCCGUGUUAAUUCAAUUUAAAUGUUGAUCAAAUCGUUAAAUUUACAACAUUUAUAUUUCAAUAU
This is a messenger RNA of Paramecium tetraurelia, 757 nucleotides long. RefSeq lists its product as uncharacterized. Gene Ontology annotation, biological process: positive regulation of DNA-templated transcription. Gene Ontology annotation, cellular component: chromatin; nucleoplasm. Gene Ontology annotation, molecular function: zinc ion binding; ubiquitin-protein transferase activity. The transcript is spliced from 4 exons. The record is from RefSeq and is a predicted model, not a curated record. NCBI's taxonomy places the organism in Eukaryota, Ciliophora, Oligohymenophorea, Peniculida, Parameciidae.